Pseudocercospora fijiensis CIRAD86 is the source of this 318-nucleotide messenger RNA. RefSeq lists its product as uncharacterized. Bases 1 to 318 code for a protein of 105 amino acids. The record is from RefSeq and is a predicted model, not a curated record. NCBI's taxonomy places the organism in Eukaryota, Fungi, Ascomycota, Dothideomycetes, Mycosphaerellales, Mycosphaerellaceae. The transcript has 3 exons.
AUGGCAUGGCAUGGCAUGGCCUCCAUACACAUAUUCUUUCCCAGCAGUGGCAGAGCCGUGCAUCCAAGAUGCGAACUUUAUGGACAACGGCGGGCAGUUUGGUGGUACUGCGAUUUGCUAUCGACGAUGACUGUCCGUAGAACACGAGUACCGAGGAAUGAGUUUCAGAAUCUGCAACUGCGGGCAAUUGUCUCUGCAGUGCCGUUCUGCGCAAGCAAGACCGUCAGUGUAUGUUCAAGCGAAAGACUCGUGACAGGGCAUCCUGGUCUUCGGUCCGGACAUUUGGAUGACAGCACACGGCCUGACCCAAGGCCGUAG